AUGACGAGUACGGUCACAUCAACAAAUUUAAUUAAAUACAAGAUUUCUCGCCGCGGAAGAAAGCUUCAAGUUUUUGACGAUCAAAGGACUUUAAUUGCUUUGCCGAAGGAUGUACAGGAGCGUACUUGGGCUGAAAUCCUUCAGAAAGAAGAUGAUGACCUUCUAAUCUUCGAAAUAAGAGAGGAGAUCUUAGAAGAGGCCAUGAGUAUCUGUUAUGAACGUUACAUGGAGAAGCAGACGUCAGCAUUUACAAUCCACAUAGCGGCUCAAGCAUGGCUUAAACUUAUCAAUUGGGAGUUUUAUCGCCACGAUCCCGGGGAAGACUCGAGUGCUUAUCCCCCGUGCUACAUUCCCAAUCGCGUCGAAUCCUGGAUACCGGAUGAACUUCCAGAACCUUCACCCAAAGACACUUGGGCCAAACACGACCUUAAGGUGCUGGAGCAGCCACCCGAAGAGUCUCUAAGGAAAUCCUCCAGUAUUUCUUCAAUAGAGUAUCCAGUGGUGGAAGAAAUACCACCGGAGUAUUGGUACCCCGGCAAAGUGAACAUACCUGAUGAGUGGAAGACGGUAAGAGAAGAAGUUCUGCAAAGGGCCAUCAGUUAUGAUACAAGCGACACGGAGCCAAGUUCGGAGCCGAUCGGUGCUGAAAGCGAAGUUCUGCAGAAAAUCACGGAUUACAGCUCGGAUAAUGUUUCUACUAAACAGGAGUCUAGCUUCAGCGCUUUGAAGACGACGACCCCCGUGGAAGGUUCGUUGCACGGCGCUGGUGACUCUACUGUUCGUCCGAAGAGACGCCUGACUGACAAGAGCAAGUCCUUUAGUAAAGCCAGUAUGCUUGGGCGUUCGAAGGGCCUUCUCCCUCCCUUGGACCUGGGCGACUCCAGGUCAAGAAUGAGCGUCAUAUCUGACUGCAGAUUGAGGAACUUAAGGCUGGACACGCAAUAUGAAAUUUCAUCAGAAAAGGUUGACACACCCCAAGGUGGGGUGGUAAAGAGGAAGUGAAGAACAUUUUGAUGUAACAAAUUACAUGCAAUAAAUUUUAGUAUUUUUCUUCUU
This is a messenger RNA of Bombyx mandarina (wild silkworm), 1056 nucleotides long. RefSeq lists its product as uncharacterized. The record is from RefSeq and is a predicted model, not a curated record. NCBI's taxonomy places the organism in Eukaryota, Metazoa, Arthropoda, Insecta, Lepidoptera, Bombycidae.